GGUGAAUUCAGAUGUUACAUUUUCGUUCGUCUGUUUUUGUGUUAAUUUCAUAUUUAACCAAACUAUGAAGCUAUUGUUACUAUUUUAAUACACUGAAUAGCUAUGUAACACCCAAAAAACUAUUAAAUCAUAGUAUAAUUCAACCUAAAAUGUAUUCCAACAAGGAUGCGGCAAAUCCAGGAUAUCCCACCCAGUGGGCCUUGAAUCCAACGGCCUAUCAAAAUGUGGACUGCAGUGAAGUCGACUGGGCGGCAUUGGCUCAGCAAUGGAUAGCAAUGAAAGAAGCUGCUGCCAUAGUGGCACCGGCGCCACCUCCACCCAAACUCGAUGUAGAGGAAGGAGAAGCCCCCAUGGAGGUGGAAAAUACCGAAAACAACACCGAUGUACAGUUGCCUCCAGGUGCAGAGUGGAACUCAUCAACGAAUUCCUGGGGCGGUUCAUGGAAUCAAUGGGGAUGGGGUUGGCCAGGUCAUGGAGAUCCAAAAGUUCCUUCCGAACCUACUUUACCUUUGAUCGACGGGUUUCCCAUGCAACCUGAUGCAACUGGACCUUCCAUAUCAGGCUAUACAACUGCAGCAGGGAGUGGACCUACAUUUCAACAUGGGUACUGGACAGCUCCACAAGCUGAUCAACAAACAUCAAAUAGAAGUAAUAGUCAAAAUAGAGAUAGAAGGUCAAAAAGCAAGAAUAAAGAACACAAUAAAACCAGAAUUCCAAGGCCACAAAGAGAUAAACCAGGAAUAAAUCCAGUUAUUCCACCAGCUAUGCCUGGCAUUGGCAUGCCGACGAUUGAUGCUGCAAAAAGAAGACAACUUCCAGCUUGGAUAAGAGAAGGUUUAGAAAAAAUGGAAAGGGAAAAACAGAGGGCAAUAGAACGAGAACAGGAAAAGAAAGCAAGAGAAGAAGCAGAAAAAGAGAAAAAACGGUUAGAAGAAGAAGAGUUGGAGCGAAUGAAGGCAGCUGCUAGUGGACAACCUGUACCUCCACCUAAAAGCAAAUUCGAGUCCGAUUCGGAAACGGAAGAAAUGGAACCAGACACCAAGGAGGAACCUUCAGCGUCGACUCCAAUUAAGGAAGAACGUGGUGAGAUUCGUCGUGAGGAAAAUGAAAAGAUUCGAGAUGUCCCUUCCCCUCUCAUUAAGAAAAGUAAAGACGAGAUUAUGCAGGAAGUAAUGCUGGCGGUCCGGAGAUCGCUAACAGAAAUCCUGCUAGAAGUGACCGACCAGGAAAUUGAAACGGUGAGCCAGGAAGAAUUGGCCCGAUAUACCGCCACUCAAGCAUCGCGCAUCAACGCCAUGAAGGCGGGCAAGUCGAAGGCACUCGCCGCCAUCGCUUCGGGCCUCGGGUUGGGAGCUUACGAAAGCAGCAGCGGCGAGAGCGAUGACGAAAAUCAAAAUGAUAUCAGCGAUCAACAACUACAGGAGAUGAUAAGGCGUAAGAAAAUAGAGUUCGAGCGGACAGCCAGAGAGAUAGAAGCGGAGGUUCGCCGAGCCGAACGUGACGGUGACGGAGUAUCAACACCAAUCCACAACACACCAGAGAGGCCUACGAAAUCGGAGCGACGUUCCUCAGCAACACCGCCUUUAGAUAGCGAAACACCCGAAAAAAUACUAGACAGACGACUAUCUAAAGAUAAGAAGAGCGUACACAAAUCAUCAGAUAAAGUCGACGGGAUCAAGAAAUUGGAUCCCAUUUUAGAAGAAAGAUCUAGAAGAAACAGUAAGCGUGAGCACACCCCUAGUCCACAGCAUAAAAAUAACUAUAAAUCAAACGAUAAGGAGAGUACGUCGUCAUCCAGCGACUCUGAUGAUGACUCCAGCAGUAGUUCGAGCGACUCGUCAGAAAGCGAACCCGAACCGAAACGCUCGAAAAAACGGAAACGCAGAAGCUCGAGCUCCAGCCAUUCCCGAAAGAAGUACAAAAAGGAGAGAACCAGAAAAGAUAAAUACAAAUCGCACGAUAGACAUUACAAAAACGACGAAUAUGACAGAUACAGUUCGAAAAAGAAGGACGUUUACCAAGAGAAACACAAGUCGUCCAGGAGCAGCAAGGAUUACGACAGGCAAAGGUACAGAGACGGGUCGGAGGAGGAGAGGGGCAGGAAGCGAGCCAAGCGGUCGCCGAGCCCGCGGCGCCGCGACCACGACAAGUACGAUAGGUAUGAGCGGUCUAGGGAUCCGCGACGGUCGCGCAGUACCAGCUACUCCCGCCAUCGUCGGUGAACAUCAGGUUACAAACAUUGCAGGUUGUAUUUUUAUCUAAUUAUCAUCACAGUAAAUACCCUCUGUAACAAGGAUCAGAAGUUUUUAACUUUUCACAUACAUUAUUAUAAUAAUGACGUCUGAAUGUGGAACAUUCAGUUUGAAAAAAAAAAGGAAAUUGAAUAAAAAAAUAUUAACAAGAAAGUUUCAUUGUUUAUCAAGAUCUAUAAAAUGUACUAAUUUUUUUGUUUCUACUAAAUCUCAUGUUUCGUUUAUUUAUUUCAUUUAUAUUCUUAGCAACUGGACCUUGACUGUAUGCUGAUGAAAGAUUCAUUAAGCUGAAUGAUACAAAUAAAAUAUUAUAAACCAUGGGCAGACCUCAUGUUAAAUCAAUAAUUUAAAAGAAACCAUUUAACACUUCUUUUGAGAUAAAAUGUUCCUGUCACUCCAAACUAGAAACUUAUCUUUGCAAAAAAUCUUUAUGAUAGAAGACAAGCAAAACAUACACUUUCUCAUUUAUAAUAACAGUAAACAAUCUUACUACAGUAUAAAAAAUUACUUUAUUCACAAUCAUUUAAUUUAUAUUCAAGAUCUAAUUUGAAAUAAUAUUUGAAA
Molecule: messenger RNA, 2816 nt
Organism: Bombyx mandarina (wild silkworm)
Lineage: Eukaryota; Metazoa; Arthropoda; Insecta; Lepidoptera; Bombycidae
Source: RefSeq, a predicted model, not a curated record